Loa loa (African eye worm) is the source of this 393-nucleotide messenger RNA. RefSeq lists its product as hypothetical. The coding region runs from base 1 to 393 and encodes 130 amino acids. Lineage: Eukaryota; Metazoa; Nematoda; Chromadorea; Rhabditida; Onchocercidae. The transcript has 2 exons. The record is from RefSeq and is a predicted model, not a curated record.
AUGAAAACAGUGAGUGUAAUCCAAUCCGUUGCAGUACCGAGACAAGAUCUAUGGGGGGAGGGGGAGGAGGGGGACGAUAUUCCAAGAGCGGAAAGCAAUCAGUGGAUGUGUGAGAAGGAAUCAGUGAAACUGGCACUUUCCAAUGAUGAUAUGCCACAGAAGUUAUCAGUAAAUGAUUCGAAUUCUGAAUUAAGCAAUUGUUGUUGGAAGAGAAGCAGAACAAUUAUUAUUGCCGUAUUUAAAAAUGAUGAUUUAAACAGUAUCAAAAGACCUGGUUAUGACAAGAACGCAUGUGACUUUUUAUUACUCACAUAUAUCACUCCAGGAGUGAUGCAAUGCUUAAGAGCGUCUUAUCAGGGAAGCACUCGUAAUCGAGAUGAAGAUAACACAUAA